AUGUUGAGCCUCCUCGUCUCCGUUGCCCUCGCUCUCGGCCUUGCCCACGGCUCCGCCAUCAGAUCUGACUCUGGCUACGGCGGCGCCUCCAGCGGCUACGGCUACAGCAACAGGAACUACUACGGCGAGAUCUCUGAUGCGCGCAACCGCAUCGUUGUUCUGGGCGCCAAUGACGUGCUGAUCAACACCCGCCUGGACGGGGUCAAGGUCAAGAUUGACCUGGUCACCGACUUCCGCCAGCAGUUUGUCAACAACAUCUUCGACAACAUCCGCCAAGCCGUGGCUGACAACGAUGCUCUCAUUGACAGUAUCACUGCUGAGCUGAAGGCGCUGAUGGUGCUCGUCGACGAGGUGGACGCCCUGGGUGUACAGGUGAACAAUCUGCUGGAUGACCUCAAGGACAUCAGGAACGUGCGAGUGGACACCGACUCUGACCUGUCCAGGCUGGAGGACGCAGACACCGUGCAGAACCAGCAGAUUGCCGACCUGGAGCAACAGAUCGACGUGCAGGAUGAGCGUAUUGUGGACGCCAGCCAGAGGGUGACCGCUAACGAGGUCCUUGCCCGUGAGGUGUACGCCAACCUCGUCAACGUGGUCGACAUUGUGAACCAGGAGAAAUCCGAGACGUUCACGGUUGAAGUGACGCCCGAGAACAGCUCCGUCACCAUCCCCUUCGCCUCCGCCUUCUCUGUCGUGCCGUCCAUCAGUUACGGUAUCGUUGACCUAGACGUCAGCGAGGUGCCCUCCAAGACCCCUGCCUAUGGCCAGAGCUACGAGCCCACAUACCCAAGUGAUGAGGUCUUGUCUGGUCAAGUCAAUACGAGAACAGUUUCACCGUGACCCUAGAAGACUCCAGCGACCAGUGGGUGUUCAACAGCAUCACUGUCCGAGUGACCGCUUACGUCAUCGACAACAGCCAGCUCUCCUACCAGGGUGACCACUAGGGCGUCACUCAUCACGUCAUCAGUGACGUCAGACAACUGACCAAUAGACGUCCAAUGACCUCUACAUGUUUCUGUGUUCUGGCUGAGUCCGGGAAAUAUGACUUCUUUUGUGGCGUCCAUGUUAGUGCAGUAUGUUCUCGAUAAGAGAGUGAUGAAUUCUGACCUAUUCUCAAGGUACAUUUUGCGAUUUAUUUUACUAGAUUUACCCUCCCCUUCCCCCUCCAAACCACCCUUUUUCUCCCCAAUCUUUCUUAACAGUAAAUGUAAAACCCAACUGUCGAUGAAAAAAAAGCAGCCAAUUGCUACUGUUUUAAAAUGAAUAAGUAGCAGUACACUAACAACGGGAUGUGGAACGAGAUGAAGAUGAAAACAAACUGACAGACAGCUACUUCCGGCAAUAAUAAAUAAAUACACUACGAAGGACUCAAAGAUAGAGGGCAUCUCUUCUGAAAAUGAAUGGGGUUUGGAUUGACUUAUGGCAAGACCGUUCUUCUCAAAUGUGGGUGAGAUGUGGCUUUCUACAUGGCGAACUAUAAUAAUAAUAUUAAUAAUAAUAAUAAUAAUACGGUUACGGUGACUGUUGGAGUUAAAAGUUAAAACGUUGUGUGUCGUAUUUGCCCUCGGAGUGUGACCACAGAAGCUUCACAUUUCUCGGCUUCCGCUAGAAACAAAUAAAAAGGCAAUUGAAAAUGUUCA
Aplysia californica (California sea hare) is the source of this 1640-nucleotide messenger RNA. RefSeq lists its product as uncharacterized. NCBI's taxonomy places the organism in Eukaryota, Metazoa, Mollusca, Gastropoda, Aplysiida, Aplysiidae. The record is from RefSeq and is a predicted model, not a curated record.